Molecule: messenger RNA, 971 nt
Organism: Nicrophorus vespilloides
Lineage: Eukaryota; Metazoa; Arthropoda; Insecta; Coleoptera; Silphidae
Product: peflin-like
Exons: 3
Coding region: 354-890 (178 amino acids)
Biological process (GO): COPII vesicle coat assembly
Molecular function (GO): calcium ion binding
Source: RefSeq, a predicted model, not a curated record
GAAGAUUGCCGACCUCGGUUUAUGUAAUAGGAAAAGUAUCGUUUAAAUAUUUGGAUUUUGUUCGAACUACUAUGGUAGUUCUAAAGGAAUCUGGAAAAAAAAAUCAAAGUUUUGUUGUCAGGAAUGUCAGGAUGAUACAAUUGUAAAUAUUUAUAGAUAAUGUAAAUAAAUUAUAUUUUAGUAUUGGGAAGGUAUUUUUAAUCUGGAGAUUUAGGUGUAGUUGUUAUAUUUGACAUGCGGUAGAUUCGCAGUUCAAAAAAGGAAAUUUGUCAGUCUCUGUGACGUUUAUUGAUUGAUUCUUGCUCUGCAUACCAUUACUGAAUUUACAUAUAUAUAUAUAUAUAAGUGGCGCGAUGCAAUCUCAGGAAUAUAAUCAGGGAGUGCAGGCUGAGGUUCAACAAUUGUUUACCCAUGUUGAUAAGGACCGCUCUGGCAAAAUAAGCCAAAGAGAACUUCAGGCAGCUUUGAUCACAGCACAGGGUAGCAACUUCUCUGACACGGCUUGCAACUUGAUGAUCAGCAUGUUUGACCAUGAUAGAAGUGGUACCAUUGAUGUCCACGAGUUCCAGUUACUAUACUCCUAUAUAAACCAGUGGCUAGCUGUGUUCCGGUCAUGUGAUAAAGACCAAACUGGGCAUAUCGAGGAAGGUGAACUCUCACAUGCUCUGCAACAAAUGGGUUUUAGAUUUACACCAGAGUUUGUCAAUUUUUUAAUUAAAAAAAGUGAUUUGCAGAACCACAAGCAGAUGUCUGUGGAUCAGUUUAUCGUUAUCUGUGUGCAGAUACAGAAGUUCACUGAUGCUUUCAGGGCCCAUGACACAGGCUACACUGGUGUAAUAACUCUGGGAUUUGAAGAAUUUCUGGGUAUUGUUUUAAACUGUUCCAUGUAAAAUUAAUAUUAUUUAUUCAAUGUAAAACAGCAAUUAGAAAAUAAAUGAUCAUGGUGCCAGAUGGCAUACAUCCAUAAACCA